GACAUCACCAAUCCACAACACAUCCAUUCACAUGAGGAGAAGCUACUUCCACUGUUAAGUUAGAGGUGCUCGCGUUGUCUUUCCAAAGACGUUAUUCUGUCUGGCAGAUAUUAGCUUAGACCACCUUUUGGGAAGAAGUUUCAUACUAACAUAGAAUACACAAUGAGCCUUUUGAUUUUUGUUUUUGGGGUGAUUCUCACUCUUUGUCAGAUUGGGAGGAAUCCAGCCAGCGCUGGGAUGUGCUGGCUGCAGCAGAGUCCAGACCAACGGUGCAACAUGGUGCUAAUGAGGGGGGUGACCAGAGAGGAGUGCUGCGCUGGGGGCCGCCUGGACACAGCGUGGACUAACACCAGCCUCCCCAUGAAUGAAGUCAGCCUGUUAGGCUUCCUGGGUAUUGUUUCCUGUAAACCAUGUAAAGACACGUGUGAGGGAGUCAAAUGCAGUCCUGGGAAGGUUUGUAAGAUGAAGAUGGGAAGGCCUCAGUGCGUGUGCGCUCCAGACUGCUCUCACAUUCCCAAGAAGCACGCUGUGUGCGGCAGUGAUGGCAGGUCCUACAAAGAUGAGUGUUCCCUGCUGAUGGCCCGCUGUAUGGGACACCCGGACCUGGAAGUCAUGUACCAAGGGGAGUGCAAAAAAUCCUGCUCCAACGUGGUGUGUCCCGGGACUCACACGUGUGUCACGGACCAGACCGACAGCGCCCACUGUGUCAUGUGCCGCACUGCACCUUGCCCAGUCCCCAUGCUCUCUGAGCAGCCAAUAUGUGGCAACGACAACAUUACUUAUCUGAGCGCCUGCCACCUCCGCAGGGCCACCUGCUUCCUGGGACGCUCCAUAGGAGUCCGCCACUAUGGCCACUGUAACAGUAAGACGAUUGACCUGCCCCAGUUUCUCUCCUUGUCUCUCAUGCACAACGGUAGUUUCAGUAAUCUCAGUAUUGACUCGUUCUUCCUUGCAGAUCCGCCAAGGAAGUCUCACAAAUUUGAAGGCAGCGAGGAAAAUGCAGUGUAGACAGGCCAUUCCACACACAGCUCCCAGCAGGAAAUGAGCUGGUUGAACAACUCUUCACAGCACUAGCUUCCCAUGACGACCUCCUCAAUAUGACAAUCACUCCCCUCUAAUACCUUGUGCACCAAAAAGGACGAUACAUUUGAUUUGAACCACCUCUGAUGGAAGACGCAUAUAAGCAUUACUGCCUCAAAAAACUAUGAGUUGUUUUAGUUUGGGAAGUGGGGGCAGGUAAAUGCACGCGUCUCGAUGUGAGCUCUUUGGGAGAUGUGUGCAUAUUGUAAAUAGAAUACUGAUACUAUUUAUUGGUGAAAGUAUCAAGCUCUAUUUAUGUUUUUUUUUUGUUUUUUUUUAAUCCAAGUAAGAAAUUCAUAGAUUCUUGGGAAAGCUGAAAUAAAAUAUAUAUUUAUUUUUUUCUUGUUUAUUGUACAAUAGCAGUCACUGGCAUUGGCUUUUUACAACAUUUUUACAGUUUUAUAAUCUCACUUCCUCAUAAACAGUUUUCCCUCAAGUUAAUGGAAAGCCAUGCUCAUUUGUUUUGGAGAUUUAGACAACAAACACGAACAGGACAGUUGUUACAGUUCCCCUUUAUCUACUUUUAGCUUCAGUUAGAUUGGUGAAUCAAAGCACAUUGCAGCCUGAACAAACUUGCAUAGGCUUGUCCAACCCCCACCACCCACCCUUAAAACUCCACACAUUUUUAUUCUGGACCGGGGUCCAAACUCCUGGCACCCCACCGAUUGCUCAGUUUUGGUUGUGUUUGUAGAGUACCAGAAGACUGCUGGUACAACCUCAAACCCUCAACAAUACCUCCUCUGUUGAACACUUGGCUUUGUUUUAUACAUUCAUUUUUUGUAGGUCAUGCAAGUCUUUUUUUUUCUAGUCUGAUGCUUUUAUUUGAUUGUAUUUUUUCAAAUAACUUUUUGGAUAGACAAAUGUAAUUAGCACCACCUGACUUAGAGGAAAAUUUAAUUUGUCUGGGAAUGGCCUGUAAUUUGGACCAAUUGGAUAUACCUGAUUAUGGUGUCUUCACAAUCGAAUGUGUUGUUGUAAAAACCUGCACAUAGCCACACAAAUGUAAUAAAAUGUUAUACAGUUAAAUCUUCUAAACUCAAAGCAGAUGCCUGGGUACUUUACUUAGCCCUAGUAAUGUAUAUUGGAGCAUUUUAAUGAUUCUUCUGUAAAUACGUCUCUUGUGUACCUACCUGUGUAUCUACUGUGAAAUUUAAAUGAUAAAUGUAUCAACAUAGUUUUGUAUUUUUGUACUGCCUUUUCAAAUCAUCAUAAAGUUUGUGAUUUGCAUUAAA
This is a messenger RNA of Cololabis saira (Pacific saury), 2312 nucleotides long. RefSeq names its product follistatin-like 3 (secreted glycoprotein) (gene fstl3). Gene Ontology annotation, molecular function: activin binding; protein binding. The record is from RefSeq and is a predicted model, not a curated record. NCBI's taxonomy places the organism in Eukaryota, Metazoa, Chordata, Actinopteri, Beloniformes, Belonidae. The coding region runs from base 163 to 1008 and encodes 281 amino acids. Gene Ontology annotation, biological process: negative regulation of activin receptor signaling pathway; multicellular organism development; cell differentiation. The transcript has 4 exons.